Colius striatus (speckled mousebird) is the source of this 1382-nucleotide messenger RNA. It is a transcript of the gene MUL1, whose product is annotated as mitochondrial E3 ubiquitin protein ligase 1. Gene Ontology annotation, molecular function: ubiquitin-protein transferase activity. The record is from RefSeq and is a predicted model, not a curated record. Gene Ontology annotation, biological process: protein ubiquitination; organelle organization. Lineage: Eukaryota; Metazoa; Chordata; Aves; Coliiformes; Coliidae. Gene Ontology annotation, cellular component: mitochondrion. Bases 12 to 1061 code for a protein of 349 amino acids. The transcript has 4 exons.
CGGCGGCAGCCAUGGAGGGCGGCGGGCGGCCGUCGGCCGUGCAGGCCGCGCUGCUGGCCGCCAGUACCGCCGCCACCGCGCUGCUCUACUCCGUGUACCGACAGAAAGCCCGCGUCGCCCGGGGCCUCGAGGGCGCCAGGAGGGUCCGGCUGGACGGGGAGCUGCGCACGGUGCUGCUGGAGGCCCCGGGACGCUGCGUCCCUUAUGCAGUCAUUGAAGGCGUGGUGCAGUCUGUUAAGGAGACUCUGAGCAGCCAGUUUGUGGAGAACUGCAAGGGUGUCAUCCAGAGGCUGACACUGCAGGAGCACAAGAUGGUGUGGAACCGAACAACCCACCUCUGGAACGACUACGAGAAGAUGAUCCACCAGCGAACCAACACCGCCCCCUUCGAGCUGGUCCCGCUGGAGGAAGGCGCCGGCGGCGCCGUGAGGGUGAUGAAACCCCUGGAGGCUGCUGAGCUCAGCCUGGAGACAGUCUAUGAGAAAUUUCAUCCCUCUGUCCAAUCCUUCACGGACGUCAUCGGCCACUACAUCAGCGGCGAGCGCCCCAAGGGCAUCCAGGAGACGGAGCAGAUGCUGAAGGUGGGCACAGCUCUGACCGGCGUGGGAGAGCUGGUCCUGGAUAACGCCACCAUCAAGCUGCAGCCUCCGAAGCAAGGUAUGCCCUACUACCUCAGCACUUCAGAUUUCGAAACCUUGCUACAGAAACAAGAAUCCAGCGCCCGCUUUUGGAAAAUCCUCACGGUCCUUUUCGGUUUCGCCACCUGCGCUUUCCUCUUCUUCCUUCUCCGGAAGCAAUACCGGCAGCAGCGGGAGCGGCGGCACCUCCGGCAGCUGCAGCAGGAGUUUCGCCUGGCCCAGGAGCGCCUCGUGCGGGCGGAGGCCGGCCACGCACCCAAAAACCUCUGUGUCAUCUGCCUCAGCAACGCCAAAGCCUGCGUCUUCCUGGACUGCGGCCACCUCUGUUCCUGCCACGAGUGUUACUUGGCUCUCCCCGAGCCUAAAAAGUGCCCCAUUUGCCGACAGCCCAUCGUCAGGGUGGUUCCUUUGUACAACAGCUGAAUUCCCCCUGCUUGUGGGUUCGGGGUUUCUGCCCUUUUGUUGAGGUGAGGGGUUGAUUUUAGGGAAGGGGAGGGAGUUUGAGUGCAGAGGUGGGUCAUAAGAGGUGACAGGGCAGUGGAGUGAAGCCUCACAUCGUGUUGUGGAGGGUUUAAGGGGGGAAAUGAGGAGCCCUGGUGCCAGGGAGAGGCAGCUUUCUGAAUCAGGCUUAGAGGGGGGUGAGUUGUGGUUUAUCAAACUACCUCUCUUGUUAAAACCUUGUGGGGAGGCCAAAAAAAUCAAUGUGUGACAGCUUUGGAAGUGGGGGGAUGCUGAAGCCCAGCU